GCAGGGUGUUUAGGGCCCCGAGGGGCGUGGGCGGGAGGCAGCGCCGUCCGCGGUCCCCGCUCCGCCACCUGCGCGGCGGGAGGGCGAGCACAGAGUCCGGGCGGGAGCAGGCUGCCCCGGACGCGGGGCGGAGCGCAGCCGAGAGGCCGCGGGGACCUGCCGCGCCCCACGCCGGUCCCCGCUGUCCCCGCCGGGCCAAGAGAUGGCGAGCGCCAGCCCUGCGGUAGUCAUAAGCACCUGCAGUUCUCAUGGAGAGGAAAAUGGCUCCACUUUUAACCAGAACUCAUCUCCGUCGGAGGAGCUUCUGUUAGAAGACCAGAUGAGGAGAAAACUCAAAUUUUUUUUCAUGAAUCCUUGUGAGAAAUUCUGGGCUCGAGGCAGAAAACCGUGGAAACUUGCCAUACAAAUUCUGAAAAUUGCCACAGUGACCGUUCAGCUGGUUCUUUUUGGACUAAGUAACCAGAUGGUGGUAGCUUUCAAGGAAGAGAACACUAUAGCAUUCAAACAUCUCUUCCUCAAAGGAUACAUGGACCGCAUGGAUGACACAUACGCAGUAUAUACACAAAGCGACGUAUACGAUCAGAUCAUCUUUGCAGUCAACCAGUACCUGCAGCUGCGCAAUGUCUCAGUUGGGAAUCAUGCCUAUGAGAACAAGGGCACCACACAGUCCGCCAUGGCGAUCUGUCAGCACUUCUACAAGCAUGGAAACAUCUGCCCGGGAAAUGACACCUUUGACAUUGAUCCAGAAAUUGAAACGGAAUGUUUCUUCGUGGAGCCAGACGAACCUUUUCACAUUGGAACACCAGAAGAAAACAAACUCAACCUAACACUGGACUUCCACAGGCUGCUGACAGUGGAGCUUCAGUUUAAAUUGAAGGCCAUCAACCUGCAGACUGUGCGUCACCAGGAGCUCCCCGACUGCUACGACUUUACCCUGACGAUAACAUUUGAUAACAAGGCUCAUAGUGGAAGAAUUAAAAUAAGCCUAGAUAAUGACAUUUCCAUUAGGGAAUGUAAGGACUGGCACGUAUCUGGAUCAAUUCAGAAGAACACUCAUUACAUGAUGAUCUUUGACGCUUUUGUCAUCUUGACAUGCUUAGCCUCGCUGCUUCUCUGCAUUAGAUCUGUGAUUCGAGGACUUCAGCUUCAGCAGGAAUUUGUCAGUUUUUUCCUCCUCCAUUAUAAGAAGGAAGUUUCUGUUUCUGAUCAGAUGGAAUUUGUCAAUGGAUGGUACAUUAUGAUUAUUAUUAGUGACAUACUGACAGUCAUUGGUUCAAUUCUGAAAAUGGAAAUCCAAGCGAAGAGUCUCACAAGCUAUGAUGUCUGCAGCAUACUUCUUGGGACGUCCACCAUGCUUGUGUGGCUUGGAGUCAUCCGAUACCUGGGUUUCUUUGAGAAGUACAAUCUGCUCAUCCUGACGCUUCAGGCCGCGUUGCCCAACGUCAUCAGGUUCUGCUGCUGUGCCGCUAUGAUUUAUUUAGGCUACUGCUUCUGUGGGUGGAUCGUGCUGGGGCCUUACCACGAUAAGUUCCGUUCUCUGAACAGGGUCUCUGAGUGCCUUUUUUCUCUGAUAAAUGGAGAUGACAUGUUUGCCACCUUUGCAAAAAUGCAGCAAAAGAGUUACUUGGUCUGGCUGUUCAGCAGAAUUUACCUCUACUCGUUCAUCAGCCUCUUCAUAUAUAUGAUUUUAAGCCUUUUCAUUGCAUUGAUCACCGAUACAUAUGAAACAAUCAAGCACUACCAACAGAAUGGCUUCCCAGAGACAGAACUUCGUGUGUUUAUAUCAGAGUGCAAAGAUCUACCGAAUUCUGGAAAAUACAGAUUCGACGAUGACCCUCCAGUGUCUUUAUUCUGCUGUUGUAAAAAGUAGUUAUCAGGUUGCCCUGCCCUCUGGAGGAAUCCGCCCUGUGGAGCUGAGUUUUUGGGGUUUUUUUUUUGUUUUUUUUUUUUUCCAGAACCGGGGAUUGAACUCCGGUCCUUGCGCUCGCCAGGGAAGCGCUUAUUCUACUGAGCUAUCUCCCUGGCUGUGGAGCUGAGUUGAGGAAACUGUAUGGAGAUUUUAUAGUAGGUUCAAAUACUGUCUUUUUUUUUUUUUUUUUUUUAAAGCUAAUUAGGGCUUUCUAUAACUCACCAAGAAUUAUGUUUAUAUUUUUUAAGUAAUAAUGUAUUUUCUGCUUUACAUUGGGCUUAAAAUAUUAACUAAUUUUGUGGAGGGAAGAUACUGGAUUAUUAUCCUUUUAUGUCUGUUUGUCAUUUGUUGGGAAUCUUGCAUGAUAGCACUAUACCAGCGGCACUGUUUAUUUGUCAUUUUUUGGAAUGUGUUCUCCAUUCCCCUUUUUACUCAGGCUGGGUGGGUUUUGUCCUCAGUGUAAACAGUUCCUGAUCUGACUGACUUUGGACCAUCUGGUUGUGUUCCUGAAAGUCAGCUACUGUACGCCCAUCUUGGCUGCAGUGAAAGGUCUUCUCGUCCAGGCCAGAGCAAGAAGCAAGCAUCUCCGACUAACAGGGGGCCAUUUGGUUCUGGAGGACAGCUGCUGUUGUGUCCUGCUUUGAGUUCUGGAGGCAAUUGAGUAUUUUAACAUUCCUUUCUAAAUUUCUCUGCUCCUUCAGUGUUAAGGUCUGGAGUUGAAAGACUGUCUCUACAUAAACGAAAAAGUCUAUGCCAAACACAUAUCCAAUUAGGCAAUGAUCAUUUUAUUAGCAUGUCAGCAACUAUGUGUUACACUUUGCUUUUUGUAAGUGUAAAAGCACAGCAAAGCCACUUGUGGUCAGGAACUGUGGUUUUAUGGGACAGGGUUGUAUACUCAUGCAGGAGGUGUUUUGGACAAUUACAUUUAAAAUUAAAGAUAAGUGAGAAAUGUGUGCCUCUAGUAACUCACUGAUUGGAAAUUGCAGCGAUUUCACAAUGUAAAUAUUUAUUUUGUGUAUUUUUUAUUCAAAUGGAACUUAAUUUAAUGAUGUCAAUAAAAGUUUUC
This is a messenger RNA of Octodon degus (degu), 2975 nucleotides long. RefSeq names its product mucolipin 3 (gene Mcoln3). Gene Ontology annotation, cellular component: lysosomal membrane; plasma membrane. The record is from RefSeq and is a predicted model, not a curated record. The transcript has 14 exons. NCBI's taxonomy places the organism in Eukaryota, Metazoa, Chordata, Mammalia, Rodentia, Octodontidae. Bases 203 to 1870 code for a protein of 555 amino acids. Gene Ontology annotation, molecular function: NAADP-sensitive calcium-release channel activity.